CAUCACCUCUGCCCACCCUUUGAGUUUAGCAGUAAAAGCUGGUGCCUCAUUGGCAAGCUGUAAACACUCGUGUCACCUACCUGAUGUGUGUGAUCCUGGAUAUGCGUGCUCCUCUCUUUGUGCUGCUGGCUGCCAUUGCUCUUCAGCCAGCAGCUGUAGUAUCUCUAACUCAUAAGGAUGCCUUUCCCCCACUCUGGCACCUUGCUCCUGGAAAUAUUAAGGAUUAUUCAAUGAAAGACAACAAAAUCAUCAUUGAUGCCUGGAACUAUGAAGAGAGACUGGGAAUGUACAAGAUCAUGCUGAACCACUCAAGCAAAUAUUUCACUGCAUUUGGAUCAAACAAUGUGGGCAACAUCCUGUGGGGUUUGCCUUUGCAGCAUGGUUGGCAGUACCAUACAGGGAGAUUAGCUCUUCCUCCCAAUUCAACCUGUGGCCAUGGAUCUGGAGACCAUCUCUGCAUAUCUGUGCAAAGCUGGUGGGGCUGUAUGAAUUACUACCUGGCUAUCAUACCGUUUCUGGGUGCUUUGGAAGCUGGCUUUUUUGGGCAACUAAAAUAUCCAGUAGAAAUAUUACCACCAGAAGAGCAAAAAGAGGAUUUCUGCUACAGUGUUUCUGACUGCCAUUCCCAAAUUCCAAAACUCAUGGAUGAAUGGAAGGCCUAUUUUGAGUACCUGUUAUCUGCUGGACGGACUCCUGCCUCAAUAAAAUUAGACGAUGCUCUGAAUUACUUGUGGAAAGCGCACGUAGCAUCCAUUGAUUAUGCACUUCCAAAAUUCAAAAACAGAUUAAAAUAUCUCUCGGGCCCCGAGUCAAAUUUCGGGAAAAAUUGGGCAAAUGGUGUGGAAUUCAUUGCAGCUACACAUUUUCCUACAGAUUUACAGAAUACAAGUGAAUACCAGGCAUUCUUACCACCAAGACUACUUGUUGAAGGAGAUGCAAUCCCAUUCAUUGGUGAUUUCAGUCCAGAGCAGAACAAAGUCUUGCUUUCAUUGUGUGUUCUUCAUAAAACAAAUGAAUUUACAGGAGGAGCCUUCCUAGCAUUCUGGAGAAUGGCUAUGUCCACUGAAGAAGGGAGAGCAGCAGGCCGAAGUCUUAUUCGACUUUUGAUUUCAAGUGGGAACGUGACACCUGAUGCAGUGGGAAUAUAUAAAGGUUCGUGCUGAGCUGUUCUGUCUGCACCUGGUUUCUUGACAAAGCACAGUUCCAACAUGAGCCUGAUGGAUUUCAUCAUUUAGGUGAUCUGGUCAAGUUCACUUCUUAACACAGGAUUUCCUGAGUAGCUACAUGUGUGCCAUGAAUCAAUAUCAUUAUUCCUAAUUUUCCUAAUUGCUCCUAUUCAUUUAGCUCAUUUUCUCAUGAUUAAAAUUCCUUAAA
Messenger RNA from Gavialis gangeticus (Gharial), 1374 nucleotides. RefSeq names its product chromosome unknown C6orf58 homolog (gene CUNH6orf58). NCBI's taxonomy places the organism in Eukaryota, Metazoa, Chordata, Crocodylia, Gavialidae. The record is from RefSeq and is a predicted model, not a curated record. The coding region runs from base 84 to 1163 and encodes 359 amino acids. The transcript has 6 exons.